GUUGUUGACGCGAUGACGUGUACGCAUGCGCAUCCGGCCCAUUCUUGCUGCAUAUUCUGAGCUGAUCUAUUAUAAAAACUGCCCUCACGUGCGCCUGUCGUCACUGAUCAAACGGGGCCUCGCGGCUGCUCCUCUUCUCGAACGGCGCGCGGCGGAGCUGGGACUGAUUUACGGCGUUUCCCGGUGGAUCCGGAACCAUGACGAGUCCGAACGACCUGAAAUUCGAGGAACUGGAGGAGGCGGCGCAGCUGCUGUCAGCCGACCCAACUGCCUCCACCCUCAGCAUGUCCGUGCCCCCCACCACCCCUGCUGGGGGGGGGGACGUGAAGCUGGAUCUGUCGGAGGAUGAGCAGGCUCAGGAGGAGAGCGCGGAGCUCCUAGGAGGGCAGAAGCAGGGCGGGGGCUUCUGGACCUUCGAGUACUAUCAGUCCUUCUUCAACGUGGACACCAUGCAGGUUCUAGAGCGGGUGAGGGGCGCCGUUAUGCCCGUACCUGGAAGAAGUUUCCUCAAACACCACGUCAGGACCGGCCCGGACCUGUACGGCCCCUUCUGGAUCUGCGUGACGCUGGUCUUCUCCAUGGCCAUCAGCGGGAACGUCUCCACCUUCCUGAGUCAGACGGGGAACCCGGAGUACCACUACAGGCCUCAGUUCCACAGAGUCACCAUUGCUGCUGCCGUCAUCUUCAUGUACGCCUGGCUGGUGCCAGUGGCUCUGUGGGCCUUUCUGACCUGGAGGAGGGGUGCAGAGCGGCAGAUUGGGGGGUACUCCUUCCUAGAGACUGUGUGUGUCUACGGUUACUCCCUCUUCAUCUACAUCCCAACAUCGGUUCUGUGGAGCAUUCCGGUUCAGUGGCUUCAGUGGGUUCUGGUUCUGGUCUCUAUGGGGGUUUCUGGAUCCGUCCUGGUCCUGACCUUUUGGCCCGUUGUCCGUGACGACACCAAAGUUAUGGCAGCAGCAACACUGGCAACCAUCCUGGUUCUGCACACACUGCUGGCAGUCGGCUGCAAGCUGUACUUCUUCCAGGCCUCAGAGAAGGGGGCUCCAUGGCCCACAUCACAGCCGGUCCAGGCGUCUGCCACCACCCCCACCGUCUGAGCUGCUCCUCAUCUCUGCUUCAGCUAAACAUCCGUUGGUGCAGCAGCAGAAUGUGAAGUUUCCAGGCGUGGCUGGGAUUUGGUCCUGAUAUUUCCCUUAAGUUAUUUCAGACAGGAAGAAGCUGGACUGGCCGGUCUUCUUCAUCCAAAGUGGAUUCUUUGCUGCUGAAUAAAGACUCCUAACUCCGGU
Oryzias latipes (Japanese medaka) is the source of this 1286-nucleotide messenger RNA. RefSeq names its product Yip1 domain family, member 2 (gene yipf2). Gene Ontology annotation, cellular component: membrane; Golgi apparatus. Gene Ontology annotation, biological process: vesicle-mediated transport. NCBI's taxonomy places the organism in Eukaryota, Metazoa, Chordata, Actinopteri, Beloniformes, Adrianichthyidae. Gene Ontology annotation, molecular function: small GTPase binding. The record is from RefSeq and is a predicted model, not a curated record.